AAAAAUGAGUAAAAAAAAAUUACAAUAAGCCUGAACAUUGAUCUGAUAGAGUUGUUUUGAUUCUGAAACCUAAAUGGGUUACGUUCAAGAGGCACGCGAGAAUCACGUCAAGAAGAAAGUCGAAGAAGCUUUACGAAGCAAAAUGAAGCAAAAAGCACUUAAAGAGUGUGAUGAUUAUACAAAGAAAUAUGCUGAAUGUGCUUUGGGGAGAACACUUUCAGUUGUUUGGCAAUGUCGUAAACAAGCUAAAGAGUUGAAUAAUUGUCUUCAUCAAUUCUGUGAGGUUCUGCUACAUUGUAGAUCCUGAGAAGGAGAAACUUCUAGUUAUGGGCACACACACAUGCAUGGUAGUUGUUUCUACUGUGAAGAUUUGGUUCUUUUGAUGAUUUAGGAAAAUAUUCAGUUCUGGCCAAUUGGAAGGUGGUAACAAUAAAGCGUAUUAUUCACUUUAAUUUUGCUAAACAGUAUUUACACUUAUGCCGGUUUCAUUCAGAUAUGCCAGAUUGGUCUAGUCGUUACAGCUCUUUCACAGCUUAAGAAGAUACUUGUGUUGUCAAAUUUCAUUGAAAUGUGAAAUAGCAAAAGCAUAACUGACUGAUUUGGUUGACAUUAUAAACUGACUCUCUUUUUUCUUUUUCUUUGUUUCAUCUUUAGUAAUUUUGAAAUCAUGGAAACAAAAAAGUUGACAUAUAACAAGCUUGUUGGCCAGAUGGUAAAAUUGAUUGCAAUGUAGGCCUUCUUAUUGUUUACUGUCGAAGAAUCAAGGAAAAUCAUAUUUGAUUCUCUUUUAUUUUAUAUUAUUUUGUUUAUUUUUAUUUUAUGAUUCUAUCAUUAUUACUCAGUAUUACUAUUAUAAUUUUUUCCCUAUAUAAACAGCUUGGGACUGUAGUAAUAAAAUAUGAAAGUAUUUUGCCUUUUACUUUCUUCAUGGUAUCAAGAGCUAUUUGUUAGGAUUCCACAACCCAGUGGUUUUGGGGAUCCAAAACUAAAAGGGUGGAACCUCCCUUUUGGUUAACCGCCAUACGCUAUAACCAACUGAGCUAAAGGGUCGACCCGACCCGUUUUUAUACACAAUAUUCUAUGGAAGACAACCCUUAUGGGUAGCGGCGGCGGCAACAACGAUGGUUUGGGUGAAAAAUUAGAAGUAGUCAGCAGUGCCGACAUUAUUGGUUAAGGCAGUGGCAGCGGCCCAGGCGGCGGCUGAAAUGAUUUAUCUAACAAUGGUUUUUCCAAAUUUUUUGGCCAUGAAGGAACUUCUAAUGCCCUCAAGGUUGAAAUCCAGAAAACUCAAUGAAAAAAAUUAUGUUGAGGUUGAAAGCGCUGCCCUAGUCACUAAAAAUGAAGAUGGGAAGAGAGAUGGCAAGAAACCAUGGUGCGAACAUUGCGAACGUCCAUGGCACACAUGUGAUACAUGUUGGAAGCUCCAUGGAAAACCUCUAAAUUGGAA
This is a messenger RNA of Cicer arietinum (chickpea), 1447 nucleotides long. The record is from RefSeq and is a predicted model, not a curated record. Lineage: Eukaryota; Viridiplantae; Streptophyta; Magnoliopsida; Fabales; Fabaceae.